AAAGGAGUUGUGAAAUAAAGAAAGAGCGAAAAUGGAGACGGCAGGACAGUGGCUAGAGAAUGCCCUGCUUGAUUUAUGCAAGAGAAUAGAAACGGGUUUGGAUUUGGAUAGGGAAAUAAUAUCGGGUUUAGUCUCGUAUUGCGAACUCGCUCAGCCUCUUGAUGCUAAAGAGUAUCUUGAUAAUAUUAUUGGGCAGGAAGCAGUCAAAAGUGUAACUGAGGAAUAUUUACGGCGUAGAGGUUACUCAGAUCCUGGAAGCAGCAUAGCAGCUGUUCAAACUUCAAAGUUCCAUACUUAUGUCAAACCGUCAGCGGACAAUGGUUCUGUAGGUGGAACAAAGAAACCAGUUAAAUCACCUAAAGAUACUCUAGUUCCCAGUUAUCUGGCAGAACCAAAAAAGAACAAUAGCUCCACUUCGACCAAUCAAGGAAACAAAGUUGAAGCAAGUGGGUCAAGCCAAAAGGGGAUCCAAGGUAAUUCGAAAAAGAAGAAAACUGGAAAAGUCGUUUCACUUGCAGAGGCUGCCAAGGGGUCAAUUGUUUUCCAACAAGGGAAACCAUGUUCAUGCCAAGCCCGUCGACACAGACCGGUGAGCAAUUGUUUAUCUUGUGGCAAGAUAGUUUGUGAACAGGAAGGAGAAGGACCAUGCAGUUUCUGUGGUGCUCUUGUGCUAAAGGAAGGGAGCAGUUAUGCUGGUCUUGAAGGAAGUUUGGAACCCAUAUCAGACGCUGAAGCAGCAGCUGAAGCUUUUGCGAAAAGGCUUGUUGAGUAUGACCGGAACGCUGCAGCUCGUACAACUGUCAUUGAUGAUCAGAGUGAUUACUAUGAGAUUGAGGGCAACAGCUGGCUGUCAAAGGAGGAAAAGGAACUCUUAAGGAGAAAACAAAAGGAGAUAGAAGAAGCUGAAAAAGCUAAGCGAAAUAGAGUAAUUGUGACUUUUGAUUUGGUUGGGCGCAAGGUCUUGGUAAAUCAAGAUGAAGUUUCAGAACUAGAGUUAGAAAACAGAAUAUUAAGGCCACCAGAUGAAAAGGAGAGAGAGGUGGACCGAAUUAAACCGAACCCAACUCUCAAAAUACAACCCAUCUUCAUGGAUCCUGGACCUACUAAAAAGCCAGUUAAGGCCAAGCAGACAGACAAUGGCCGUCCAAAUGGUUUAUGCUUGGAAGUUACUGGGAGGGUGCAGCAUGAUAAAGAUGCAUUGAAAUACUUUAUGAUUGACUACAAGUUGGAAACAGCUUCAAAUUGGCAGCCUUGGCAAGGUCCAGCACUGAACAGGUAGCUUUUGGAAGAUGACAAUGGAUUGGUCAACAGACCAGCGGUUGUUUCUUUGUACAAAAGAUCGCCUGCUUGCUUAGAUGUACGGGUCCCUAUUUGUUACUUGGUAGGCGCCUAGACAGCCAGGGAGAAACACUGCAAGAUGUUCUUGUUUUUUACAACUAUGAAGAGAAGGUUGUUCUCGAAAUAUGCUUUGCCACAACAGUAAUUGCAAUUAACAAACUAUUGCCAAAUAACUUUUUAUUUCAUUUACCGAGGCCUUGUUUGUUAUGAAUUAUCAGUGUUACGAAGUAUGUCGUUACAUUGAUGUACAUAUGAAAUCAUUAUACAGACAAGGAACAUAAAUUCUGUAAUUAUUGACCUAGAAUAUCUGCAUGCAUGUGAACGAAAAUUCAUUUGGUUGUCCA
Molecule: messenger RNA, 1682 nt
Organism: Ricinus communis (castor bean)
Lineage: Eukaryota; Viridiplantae; Streptophyta; Magnoliopsida; Malpighiales; Euphorbiaceae
Biological process (GO): regulation of DNA-templated transcription
Cellular component (GO): nucleus
Molecular function (GO): zinc ion binding
Source: RefSeq, a predicted model, not a curated record